This is a messenger RNA of Trichomycterus rosablanca, 611 nucleotides long. RefSeq names its product ubiquinol-cytochrome-c reductase complex assembly factor 2. The transcript has 4 exons. Bases 67 to 456 code for a protein of 129 amino acids. The record is from RefSeq and is a predicted model, not a curated record. Gene Ontology annotation, cellular component: mitochondrial matrix. Gene Ontology annotation, biological process: mitochondrial respiratory chain complex III assembly. Lineage: Eukaryota; Metazoa; Chordata; Actinopteri; Siluriformes; Trichomycteridae.
GAAUAGGGAGCAGGGCGCAUUUCAGAUACGGACGUUUCCACCGUCUUGUGUUUUGCCAGUCUGAAAAUGGCCGCCACCAGGUAUCGUCGGUUUCUGAAGUUAUGUGAGGAAUGGCCGAGAGACGAGUCUAAAAAAGGACGAGAUUUGGGCACGUUUUUACUGCAAAAAGUGGCGAGUGCGUUCAGAGAGGGUGAAAAUACACAGAUCGCAGAUGCAGAAAAAUGUGAUCAGAUGUAUGAAAGUCUGGCACACAUCAAAGAUAAUGUUUACAAACAAAAGUUUCCACGAGCAAAAGACACAAGCUUCACUGGUGUGACAGUGGAGGAGUGCCAGAUGUUAUUAGCAACAGGAACUAUGCAACAGAUGGAUGAAGAAAAGAAAGGAUUGUGGAAAACUUUUAUGCAGCGGUUCACCCCUAAACCAGAAGAAGCAGCUCCUGAAAAACCUGAAAAGUAGUUCUUUUGCACACUAGGCGGCUUUACUGUAAACAAUUUCCAGUUACAAAACUGUUUCUCUGACUUUCUUUAUUAAUAUAUGCAUGCUGUAUAUUGCAGGGUUUUUGGCUGGAACAACACAUAAUAUAAAUAAAUAAAUAAAUUUUUAUAAAAUAA